Messenger RNA from Pieris brassicae (large cabbage white), 2871 nucleotides. RefSeq names its product probable aminopeptidase NPEPL1 (gene grsm). Gene Ontology annotation, molecular function: manganese ion binding; metalloaminopeptidase activity. The transcript has 12 exons. The record is from RefSeq and is a predicted model, not a curated record. Gene Ontology annotation, cellular component: cytoplasm. NCBI's taxonomy places the organism in Eukaryota, Metazoa, Arthropoda, Insecta, Lepidoptera, Pieridae. Gene Ontology annotation, biological process: proteolysis. Bases 214 to 1779 code for a protein of 521 amino acids.
CUGUGUUAAUUUACGAUUGUGUACAAUUACGAAGCAAAAAUUAAUAAAUUGAAAAAUGUUUUGACGGCAAUGUUCAACAUAACUAUAGCAUAAUAUAAAAAUUGUUAUUACAAAGAAUAUAUUUGUAUAUUUAAAUUCUAUACUUUAUACGUGUUUAUGUGGUGCUAGAUUAAAAAGUACGUGUUUUAGGUAGGCCGUGUUUCGGUUUGCAGAAUGUCAUCAAUAAAGUUUCGCUGGGGUUUGAGUGCUUCAGAGCCUGAACAGACACCUGUCUUGUUUGUGGGGCAGCCAGCUCAUCUUUCAGCAUUGUCCUGGCAGGAUGUGAGGUGCAAGCUUGAGUCAAGAGUAACUGAAGAGGUGUGGCGUCGUGGUCUCUCAGUAACUUCGCCUGGUGAUGUCUCAGAGUUAUGGCCACGUGGUGCUGCUCUUGGUGUGCUUCCUCCAAGACGUUCUAGGCACACUGCACCCUCAAGAAACCAUUCUUUAUCAAAAAUUGUCAAGUCUGCACUGCGUUCUGCUGCUGAAGAGUAUAUUGUUUUGGUAUGUCGCAAACGAGAUGUAUUAGCCAGUGCAGUGGCCAUAGCCAGGUCAGUCCCUCUCUACUCGGCUCGGUCUGGCUCUGCUCCACUGAACUCCAAUCAGCCUGCCCCACCAGCUAACACAAAUCUCACUGUUGAGAUAUUUAUUGUUAAUCAUGAAGGUGACUCAGAAGACGAAGGUACCAAUGAGCAAGCCCUAACAGAUGGGACCCUAUCCAAUGAAGAGCUUGGCACUAUACAGGAUGUAGCUGAUUCGGUUCGCCUUGCUGCAAGAAUUACAGAUACCCCCGCUAACAUUAUGGAUGUGGAUGCUUUUGUUGAGGAAGCCUGUAAAGUAGCCAAGAAGCUAGAUAUAGCUGAACCAACAGUGAUACGUGGCGAGGCACUGGCUGAACGUGGAAUGGGUGGCAUCUAUGGAGUCGGCAAGGCUGCCACCAAACCUCCAGCACUGGUUUCCUUGUCUUACAUGGCCCCUGGAGCCACAGAGACUGUGGCUUGGGUUGGCAAGGGCAUUGUUUAUGACACUGGUGGCCUCAGCAUUAAAGCCAGGGCUUCGAUGGUGGGCAUGAAGGGUGAUUGUGGUGGGGCAGCAGCGGUUUUAGGUGCCUUUGCAGCUGUAGUUAGAGCUAAGCCCACUGUCAAUUUACAUGCUGUCUUAUGCAUAGCUGAAAACUCAGUUGGGCCCAAUGCUACUCGGCCAGACGACAUUCACCAGUUGUACUCUGGUCGCACUGUAGAAAUCAACAACACAGAUGCGGAAGGUCGUCUUGUACUAAGCGACGGCGUGGUCUACGCUCGUCGCGAUUUGAAGGCUGACACCAUUGUUGAUGUGGCUACACUCACCGGGGCACAGGGCACAGCUACCGGUAAAUACCACGCAGCGAUUAUAUCGAACGCAGCCAGCCUGGAGCGGGCCUGUGUAUCAGCUGGACUGAGAUCGGGCGACCUCACACACGCUCUUCCAUAUGCGCCAGAGCUUCACUUCACAGAGUUCUGCAGUCACGUGGCCGACAUGAAGAAUAGUGUUGCGGAUCGAAACAACGCGCAGCCAUCUUGUGCUGGUCUCUUUAUUUUGGCACAUUUAGGCUUCGAUUUCCCUGGACAAUGGCUUCACGUGGAUAUGGCUGCGCCUGCGCACAUUGGUGAACGAGCGACGGGUUACGGCGUGUCCCUAUUGUCCGUGCUAUUCGGGAAAUAUACAAAUAGCCGUCUUCUCAAGGCCCUUAGUCCAUUGCGCUAAAUUGUCUAUGGAUUUACAAUUUUACACAAUUUUUAUAAUGUUUUGCAAUAGUGAACUUUAUUUUUAUUGUAGUAAUAAAUUUAUAUACAAGUUGGUACGGUAAGAGAAAAUUAUCAUUAUAAUUAUUUAAUUGAACUAAAAAUAAUUGUUGAUUUGGAGAAAAUCUCUAAAAAUAUAGAAGUUUUUGAUGUCGCCUUAAACCAGUUUUGACUGUUUUAAUAAUGAUAAUUUUCUUAUCCCAAUUGUCAAAGUACAAUAAACAUGGUUCUAUGUAUUCUAGAAUGUGCACUUUCACUGGACAAUUAAUACUAUAAAAUAAAAGAAUAGAAAAUAAUAUCGCCACAACAGCCGUACAGAUCUGAAUAAAAUAUUGCUGAAAAUACAAUACGUAUUUGACGUACCAAAGUCAUACUUAGACAGCAUUUCGGAAUAUCAGCCCCAGUGAUUAUAUAGAAGUAUUUCAUAUUUGCACUUAGUUAAGUAUAGGAUAAGUUUUAUAUCGUAUUUUGAUUACUAAGUUUUUAUUCCUUUUGAAUGUGUUUAGAGCUGGUUUUAUAUGCGCUGAUUACGGUAAAAUCAUAUUUUUUUAAUAAUUUUUUUUAAAUCAAUAUUGGUUUGGCAAAAGCUAGCAUUGACUUCCUAGUAUUUUUUGUCGCGCUUGGAUUUUAUUAAGAAUUUUUUAUAAUUAAUCUUUAUUAAUAUUAUUUAAGAAAUAUCACUAACAUACCUCAUAAAACUAAUAAAUGAAGCAACAAUAAAAUCGUUGUUUUCGGAUUAAAUAGCGUUACCUAUUUGAUUAUUUUAUGAAGUCAUGAAUUGAAAAGUACAGUUUUUAGUUGUAAAAAUAAACAUGUUUUAAUCCGUAACAUUAUCAUUAUUUCGAUAGUAUUUUUUAUGAGAUACAAAAAUUGGUAAUAAAAUUAUAAAGAUCACUUGUACGGUUAUAAAUCUUCAUAAACAUACCAGUUGGAAACUUACAAAUUCUGCAAGUAAAAUAACUUUUGCCUAUAAAAAAAUUAUUAACCUGUAACAUCUUGUAAGGACAUGUAUUUUGUUAAAUGUUUUUGUAAUUUAAUAAAAUAUGUAUGAUUA